Molecule: messenger RNA, 1330 nt
Organism: Eremomyces bilateralis CBS 781.70
Lineage: Eukaryota; Fungi; Ascomycota; Dothideomycetes; Eremomycetales; Eremomycetaceae
Exons: 1
Coding region: 195-878 (227 amino acids)
Source: RefSeq, a predicted model, not a curated record
UGGCUUAAGGGACAGCAACGUGGGGCAUGGUGAGACGACGACUUGGGCAUUGAGCGACAAGUCGUCUUUCGAAUAGAGUUCAAUGGAUUCACAAAGACUCGCCAAUGGAAUUGAAGCGGACUUAACGAAGAUAAGAAUUGGGGACGGAUGGGUCUAUCCUAGAGCAUAACCACCGAGGCAGGAAACACCUCAAUAUGCACGGAGAAAUGAAAAGAGGACAUCACGAGACGAGGAUAGACACACGAACUUUCCAAAAGGAUUGCGACUUGGGCUAUAAUUCGAGGCGAAAUAGACUCGAGACGAGGGAGAACGACACGUCGGUGCAUGUACUCGCCUUGCUGCCCACCAGGUCGCCACAAAUCCAUGACGAUACGUCAAUCUCGACCAGUCCAGGCCACCCCCGUUUCUCCGAGGCCGUGUAUCAAGGUCGGAACGGACAGGAAUCUGCUUUAGUUGACAUCAGAGGGAAAAGAGUUGUGACACUCCGAUCAAUUCGGUCCAUGUGCAUCACUAGCGAGGGAUCACACAGGUAUCGUGGUCCUCUCAGGAGGAAUCACCCGUUUGCAAGUGGUGAUAAAACGCAAGUUUGCCGUGCUUUCCCGUGGUGGGAGGCUAUUGGAGCCACGUUGGAGCUCUCCAACCGUCUGUCACCUCAUGCAAAUUGGCAGCUCGCCGACACGCGGAACCACUCGCGCGAUGCGCAAUAUCUCCGAGUUGCAUUCAGAUUGGCUUGGAAUCCGACCCCUGGGGCAACGCUUCGGCAUGGGCCGCACUUCCAAUGUCUGCGCACACCAUGGCGGUUGGGCCUCGAUGCUGUAUGGAAUGCAAGCCAUUUCAGGACGCUCAAGACCAGGUGUCCCCGUUGUGAGCUGCUGUGAUCCGCUGGGGUGCAACCGGAAUUACGAUGUCGAGUAGCACGGGGAUAUCCAGAACCGUUGAGGCGGAAAUGGGUAAUGAACGGAGAAGAGUCAAUGGUUUCUUUGACACGAAACCAGACACGACAGGAAGCACGACAUCGGUGGUGUUCCGUAAUUAUCAUGAGUCCUGGCGCCUGGCGCCACAACCGUAACAGCCGACAGGGAAUGGGCAUGGGUUGACGGAUAUCAUCACCUCACUGCUCGAUCUCAAAGCUCCUCCAUCCAUCCGAUCCUAGAGUAUCCGUCAUGGAGGAAAUUGAUGGUCCUGAAAUAUAGCUCUAGGCCUCAAAACUUGUACUGAGUUGGAUUCAUGGUAAUCAAGGGGGCAUGGAUAUCAAUUCCCGCCACCACAACGGAAGAUAUCACCAGAUAUCAUCAUGAAACAGUCUCCUGUUCUUCAUACCACCUUUGCG